UGCACGAGACUUAGUGCCUGCGCCGGAUCAACAAUGACAAUGAGCUCGAACACCUCAUAUACCUGGUGCCACGCCUUGAGCGCUUUGCGAUCAAGGUGUAAUGAAUUCAGAAUGGCGUCUAAACGUUCAUUGGCCGCUUUGAACCGACUAUUGGCUUCUCGGAAUGUUAACGUCUCCAUGACAUGCUGAUACUUUAUUGGUUUGAAAAGGCGAAAAAAUCAACGGAUAUUUGCAGUGUUGCUAAUUUUUCAUGCCAGAACUGGCAGACUGCCGUCUGAGUUUACUUCGCCAACAAUCAAUAAGCUUUACAACAGUCUUUACAUACUUUUCUUCUUCUUUUUAUGUCGUCAGUGCAAAACCCACCCAGAUUUUACGACACCAGUUCUAGCCGUGCAAACGCUGAAUUGGAAUCAUUGAUGGAUACUUCUGCGACUAGCCAACGUCGGGUUGAUACUACAAUCCAGGAGUUAUCUCUUAUGCCGGAGAUCCAACGUAAAGAUUUAUUACUUUACGUAAAGCGGUUUUGGGAAACAUGGCGAACAGUGACCAAUGAUCCGUCCAAAUCGUUUGGAACCGAAGCCAAGCGUAAGCAAUUCUACAAGAUAGUCAUACAGACACCUUAUUCCUUACCUGAAAUGACAGGUAAUGCUUCCCCACACCCACUUUUCUGGGAACUCUCGAAAACCACACAUCGAAAGAACCGUACAUCGUUACUGUACAUGAAUGACGAUCAAUCUAAAAAAGGAAAAAAAACAGGUCAAAGAUUUCGCGUAGGGGAGAGCUGUGUACAAAUCUACAGCGGUCAUUAGCAGCAUCGCUUCACGUAAUUGAAUACUCACGGCGGGUAUCGAUAUCUUAGAAGAAUACGUUAAUGAUAUUGCAUCGGAAGAAGCAAGUCGCA
Messenger RNA from Radiomyces spectabilis, 901 nucleotides. RefSeq lists its product as uncharacterized. The record is from RefSeq and is a predicted model, not a curated record. The transcript is spliced from 4 exons. NCBI's taxonomy places the organism in Eukaryota, Fungi, Mucoromycota, Mucoromycetes, Mucorales, Radiomycetaceae. The coding region runs from base 342 to 809 and encodes 155 amino acids.